Messenger RNA from Linum tenue, 723 nucleotides. Lineage: Eukaryota; Viridiplantae; Streptophyta; Magnoliopsida; Malpighiales; Linaceae. The record is from the annotation of a GenBank genome assembly.
AACCAUGGUGACGAAAGAUACAAACUGAGACUUGGAGCUGAGACGUGUUCAUGCAGAGCUUGGGAUUUGAGUGGGAUCCCUUGUCCCCAUGCUAUCACGUGUCUUGUGUAUGAGGGUAAAGAUCCUGUGGAUUACAUUUCCAACUGGUACUCUGUGGCCAAGUACAACGCCACUUACUCGAACACCAUGUCAGGGAUGGAUGGACCAAGACAGUGGGUGCCAGUUAAUUUGGAUCCGAUUCAGCCACCCCCAUUCAGAGCAAUGCCUGGCAGGCCAAAAAAGAAGAGAAGGCUUUCCGCUGAUGAAAUCUUGCAGAAAGACAAGAAAAACCCUCACAAGUUAAGCAGGGUGAAUCGGAUCAUCUUUUGUUCAAAAUUCAAACAAUCUGGGCACAACUCACGUACUUGCCCAACAAAGAAUGCUCCACCAGUGGCUUGUGCAACUUCUGUUAGAGCAUCGCAAGGACCUACUGGAAGAGGAAGAGGAAGAGGGAGAGGGAGAGGGAGAGGAAGCAGUAGGGGAAGGGGGAGAUGAAGAUGGUUACGUACUAUUCUAGUGACUGAAUAUUAUAUAGUCUCAUUGUCAGCUUUUUCUUCACAUAUUUCCUUGUCCUCUUACGAAUAUGAAUGUCUGGUAGUGGGAUUUUAUAUUGAGCUACAAUUCAACUUGCAAGAAACUCCAGGAAACAAGCAUAUAUUAAUGUGACCUAUUUCCCAUUUCAAC